UCAGUGUCGUCUUCUUUUCUUCAGCUCUUACGUCAGAGGAAGCAUGUCUUCACAGAGCAGAGAAGUUAAGCAGUCAGUCUCAUACUCGAAGAUGUGGAAGAUGUGUUCAGCUGGAAUCAAACUUUUUUUUCUGCUCUUAUUUCCAUAUCAAGCCAACUGUGUGACAUUCCAGGAACCUCAGCCCUGGAUAGUCAACGUAGGCCAAAGAGUAGAAAUCAAAUGCAGCCACGAUGAUGACAGUUUAUACGUGAUGCUCUGGUACCAGCAAAGGGAUUAUGGAGCGAUGAGCUUAAUUGGAUAUGGCUAUGACACAAAUAAACCCGACUAUGAGCCGGCGUUUCAGAAUCACACCGAGAUUUUGAGGGAGACCAGAGUGAAAGGAGCUCUGAUCCUCCCCAGUGUCAAACUGUCAGACUCAGCUGUGUAUUUCUGCGCUGCCAGAAAGCUAUUAAAGCACAAAGUUAGUCUUGUGUCAGUGCUGAUUAGUCUUCAGCAAAGUGCCGCAGCUAUAAAAGAAUUGGCUCAAUGCCCAGAUUAUCUGUGGCUAUACGCAGUUCUGAUCAGCUCUGUGAGCGACUAUUCCCAGUCCGAGGCUCACUUUGGGAGGGGAACUAAACUCACAGUUUUAGAUAGAAACAUUGAACGACCAAAAGUGAAGGUGUUUAAACCUUCAGCAAAGGAGUGUCAAAAUGACAAACACAAGAAAAACAAGAAGACCUUGCUGUGUGUGGCCUCUGAUUUCUAUCCGGACCAUGUGAAUGUGUCCUGGCAGAUUGAUGGGGUGGACGUCAAAGAUGGCGUCGCCACCGAUCACUCUGCCCACUGGAAUGGUACACACUACCGCAUCACAAGCAGGCUGAGAGUCUUAUUUUCACAGUGGUUCAAGCCAGGCAAGAAUUUCACCUGCACCGUCAACUUCUUUGAUGGGAAACAGAUUGUUCCUUAUGUAGGCUGGGUCACAGGCAUUCGAAAUCCAGGAGCUGCAGCAAUAAGAAACAAGUAUCUGAAGACCACCCACAAUGCCAAACUGUCAUAUCUGGUUUUGAUCAUCAAGAGCAGCAUCUACGGACUCUUUGUGAUGAUCCUGGUGUGGAAGUUUCAGGGGUUUUCAAGAAAACCGAAGAAAUGAGAGCUGAGCUGAUCAACUGAGCUGCUUUCUGUGAAAACAAACAAACAUUCACAGUAUCCUAAAGCUUUGCUUUCCAUUUGACUUUCUUGCAUUUAGUACAUAAAUAAGUGGACAUCCUGUGCUGUCAUUAGUUGUUAUUCUGUUAGUUUGUGUAAGUGCUUUGUGCUCAGUUUGCUUCUUAAUAAAAGUACUCCUUAAACACA
Oreochromis niloticus (Nile tilapia) is the source of this 1332-nucleotide messenger RNA. RefSeq lists its product as uncharacterized. The coding region runs from base 44 to 1129 and encodes 361 amino acids. Gene Ontology annotation, cellular component: plasma membrane. The transcript has 7 exons. Gene Ontology annotation, biological process: cell surface receptor signaling pathway. The record is from RefSeq and is a predicted model, not a curated record. NCBI's taxonomy places the organism in Eukaryota, Metazoa, Chordata, Actinopteri, Cichliformes, Cichlidae.